CUUCUUACUCGUACCCAAAGACGAUAUACGCAGGUAGAGAGCGGUCGACUGAACAAAAUCGCCGGAAAACUGCUGGUAGAGAGACCCCGCCGCCACCAGAGUCCAGACGCCACCGGGAGCCGACCCUCCAGCCUCCAGCUUCUAUUACCUGGAAAUUUAGAAGUAUUCACUUAUUCAUUCCUUCUCCCUCAAACAAAUUCUUAGUUUACUAGUGGAUCGAAGCUAGGGGUGGUGAAGAAGAUGAGAAGAGAAGAGAUUCAAUUCACCAAAAAACUUUACACUGAGGACGUGGGCCCCCGCAAAAUAAAAAGUAUUCAAUUUUCAACUUUCUCUGGUCCUGAAAUUUUGAAAUCAGCAGCAGUUCAAGUCUAUCGUGGAGUUUACUAUGAUUCCACCCAGAAAGCAAUUCCCAAUGGCCUGUUAGAUCCCCACAUGGGGCCUCCAAACAAGAACAAAUCAUGUGCAACAUGCAAUGGAGAAUUCAAACAGUGUCCUGGUCACUAUGGAUACUUAAAACUUGCUCUACCAGUUUAUAAUGUUGGAUAUCUGGACAACAUUGUGACCAUUUUGAAAUGCAUAUGCAAGGGCUGUUCACGCAUUCUUCUCAGAGAAAAUGAUCGUCAAGACCUCCUAAGGAAGACGAGGAAUACGAAGUUGGAUCAUUUGAAGAAGAAUGAGCUGCAAAAAAAAGUUUUACUGAAGUGCAACAACCUGACAACAGGCCACAAGACGGCAUUAUGUUCUAGAUGUGGAUACAUCAAUGGCAUGGUAAAAAAAGGCCCUAUGAAGAUCAUCCAUGAAAACGGAAGGCAGUUUGUAGAUGAGUGCCAUAAUGCUCUUCCUAACAAGGGAUCAAUUAAUGUGCCUCCAGAACUUAACGCGAUGACAGUUUAUUCCCUUUUCAUGAAAAUGACAGAUGAGGACUGUGAGCUGCUUUAUCUCAGUGAUAGGCCAGAAAAACUUCUGAUUACAAGUAUCCUUGUGCCACCCUUAUCUAUCCGUCCUUCUGUCUUUUUGGAUGCUGGACUGCAAAGUAAUGAGAAUGAUAUCACAGAGAGGCUGAAGCUCAUUAUCCAAGCAAAUGCCAUUCUUCAACAACAAAUAUUGGAUGGGAUUCAUCCCGCCAAAAAUUCGCCUGGUUGGGUUGAUUUGCAAGCGGAAGUUGCACAGUACAUAAACAGUGAAGUACGUGGAUUGCCACCAUCAAAGCAACUUUCCAAGCCACUGAAUGGCUUUGUUCAGCGUCUCAAAGGAAAGCAUGGUCGUUUUCGUGGAAAUUUAUCUGGAAAGCGUGUUGAGUAUACUGGUCGUACUGUUAUUUCGCCUGAUCCAAAUCUCAAAAUUACUGAGCUUGCAAUUCCAAUCUUCAUGGCCCAAAUCUUAACAUUCCCGGAGCGUGUUUCAAAACACAACAUAGAAAAGUUACGGAAAUGUGUUCGUAAUGGUCCCAACAAAUACCCUGGUGCCAAGUAUAUAGUGCAUCCUGAUGGUACAGAGAUGUCGUUGAUGCACUCCAGUAGAAAGCGUCAAGCUGAUGAGUUAAAGUAUGGUUACAUAGUUGUUCGCCAUUUGGAAGAUGGUGAUGCUGUUCUUUUUAACAGACAGCCAAGUCUGCAUCGAAUGUCUAUAAUGUGCCAUAGGGCAAGAGUAAUGCCUUGGCGCACAUUGAGAUUUAAUGAAUCUGUUUGCAAUCCCUACAAUGCUGAUUUUGAUGGAGAUGAGAUGAAUAUUCAUGUCCCGCAGACGGUAGAAGCCCGCACAGAGGCACUUUUGUUGAUGGGGGUCCAAAACAAUUUAUGCACUCCUAAGAGUGGAGAAAUCUUGGUUGCCUCUACUCAGGAUUUUCUUACAUCUUCUUUCCUCAUUACAAGGAAGGACACUUUCUAUGACCGCGCUUCUUUUUCUCUUAUGUGUUCGUAUAUGGGUGAUGGGAUGGAUCACAUCGAUUUGCCAACUCCAACAAUUAUUAAGCCAGUUGAGCUUUGGAGCGGAAAGCAGUUAUUUAGUGUGCUUGUGCGUCCGUAUAAAAAAAUGAGAGUGUACUUAAACCUUACUCUGACUGAGAAAAAUUACAACACCGACAAAAAGCCAGAAACAAUGUGCCCAAAUGAUCGCUUUAUUUACUUCCGUAAUAGUGAGCUGAUAAGUGGACAACUUGGGAAGGCCACAUUAGGAAAUGGAAACAAGGAUGGUCUUUAUUCUGUGCUACUGAGGGAUUACAACACACAUGGUGCUGCUACAUGUAUGAAUCGUCUUGCAAAGUUGAGUGCUCGUUGGAUAGGAAAUCAUGGGUUUUCAAUUGGGAUUGAUGAUGUUCAACCAGGAAACGAGUUGGCGCUAAAGAAGAGAAUGGAAAUAGAAGAGGGGUAUGGGCAAUGUGAAGAGUCUAUAGCUUCAUUUAACAAGGGGGGACUAACUCUACUACCUGGUUGUGAUGCUGUUGAGACACUUGAAGCCAAUAUUUCUAGUGCUUUGAAUGCUAUUAGAGAGAAAGCUGGAGAUGUGUGCACCCGUUCACUACCUUGGAGGAAUAGUCCUUUAAUUAUGUCACAGUGUGGCUCAAAAGGAUCAGUUAUCAAUAUUUGUCAGAUGAUUGCUUGUGUUGGCCAGCAAAUUGUUGGGGGUCGGCGUGCUCCUGAUGGAUUCAUGGAUCGGAGUCUUCCUCAUUUCCCUAUAAAAUCAAAAUUUCCUGCAGCUAAAGGAUUCGUUGCCAAUUCAUUUUAUGAUGGUUUAACACCUACAGAAUUUUUUUUCCACACUAUGGGUGGAAGAGAAGGCCUUGUAGACACUGCGGUUAAAACGGCUGACACAGGGUAUAUGUCUCGUAGGCUUAUGAAAGCUUUGGAGGACCUUUCCGUUAUGUAUGACAAAACUGUGCGAAAUGCAAGUUCAUGCAUUGUGCAGUUUGUGUAUGGUGAUGAUGGCAUGGACCCUUCACAGAUGGAAGAAAAAAAAGGGCAUCCUUUGAACUUUUAUAGACUACUCAUGAAAGUAAAGGCAAUAUGUCCUCCUGGAGAGGAAAAAAGUAUGUCACCAUCAGAAAUUGAAGGGAUGGUGCAUGCAAGGCUUUCACAAUGUGAUAUGACUCCAGAAGGGGGUUGCUCAAAGGCCUUUAAUAAAUCACUAAAUGAAUUUCUUGAAAACAACUGUGUAAGAAGCUUAGAAAAAACACUGGAUGAUCUAAAACUUGAUGAGGAUCAUCACGGAGUGAAGGACAGUGAAGCGUUGGAGAGUAUUGCUUUGAAUAUAUCAGGUGUCACUAGAAAGCAAUUGCAGGUUUUCCUAGAAACUUGCAUCACUCGUUACCAUGCAAAGAAAAUAGAAGAGGGAACUUCAAUCGGUGCCAUAGGAGCUCAGAGUAUUGGAGAACCAGGGACACAGAUGACGUUAAAAACUUUCCACUUUGCCGGAGUUGCUAGCAUGAAUGUUACACUUGGAGUUCCAAGGAUAAAAGAAAUUAUAAAUGCGGCUAAAAAGAUCAGCACACCUAUAAUUAAGGCAAUGCUUACAUGUGAUGAUAAACCAGAGGCUGCUAGAAUGGUAAAAGGUCGUGUUGAAAAAACACUUCUUGGUCAGGUAGCUAAAAGCAUUAAGACAGUAAUAUCUUCAAGAUUAGCAUCUAUAAUUGUCGUACUAAAUAUGGACGCAAUCCAAGCUUCUUUUCUUUCCAUCGAUGCUUAUAUUGUCAAGGAAUCAAUUAUCCAGACAUCAAAGCUGAAAUUGAAGGAACAGCAUAUCAGGGUUUUAGAUCCCAGAAAAUUGCAAAUUACUCCUGACACUGAUCGAAGUAAACUUCACUUUGAACUCCACCGUCUCAAAAAUAAGCUUCCCACAGUAGUUAUUAAGGGUAUCAGCACAGUCGAACGCGUUGUUAUUAACAAGACCAAACAAGGAAAGUAUGAGGUGUUUGCUGAAGGGACGGGUUUGCAAACUGUUCUGGGCACAGUUGGAGUUGAUGGACGAAAAACUAAAAGUAAUCACAUCAUGGAAGUAAACCAGGUACUCGGAAUUGAAGCCGCAAGAAGUUCUAUAAUAGAUGAGAUAAAUGAAACCAUGACGAGCCAUGGAAUGACUAUAGACUUGCGCCACAUGAUGCUUCUAGCAGAUCUAAUGACAUUUAAGGGUGAAAUAUUAGGAUAUACUAGAUUUGGUAUUCAGAAGAUGAAAGAUAGUGUAUUGACAUUAGCCUCCUUUGAGAAGACCUCUGACCACCUUUUUAAUGCCUCUAUAAGAGGGCGGGAGGACAAAAUUGAAGGAGUCAGUGAAUGCAUCAUUAUGGGCAUUCCAAUGCAGAUGGGCACCGGGGGGUUUAAAUUGAUACAAAGAGAUUCCAAAUCUGAACCAGUGGAACUCAAGUAUGGACCGGAGUCGAUUAUAACAUGAGAUGACUAGUGCCUACUGUAAUAAGUUAUCCAAUUACGGUGGCUAAAUGGUCAAAGAUCAUCCGUGUUCGCCAAAAGGGGUGACUUAUUAAAGCCUUGGAUGCGAAGCCUUAACUUUUUUUAAGUUGGGUGAUGGAGAGUUUUAAGCUCUUGACUCUUAGGUAUCAAGACUUUGAUAUCAUGUCAAGGAAUUACUCAAUCAAAAACUUAAAUUUGUGCUUGUUGUACAGGAAAUGUUUUUUAUACUUUAACAUGUUAGACAAUACUAUAGUACUUGUAAUCAUGGUUGUAUUCUUAUAUUACUCAAAUUUCUAUAAAGGAUGAGUUCUAAU
Messenger RNA from Cuscuta campestris, 4714 nucleotides. The record is from the annotation of a GenBank genome assembly. Lineage: Eukaryota; Viridiplantae; Streptophyta; Magnoliopsida; Solanales; Convolvulaceae.